AUGCCAUCUCUGCCUCAAGAAGGAGUUAUUCAGGGACCCUCUCCCCUGGAUCUGAAUACACAAUUACCUUAUCAAAGCACAAUGAAAAGGAAAGUCAGAAAGAAGAAAAAGAAGGGAACCAUUACAGCAAAUGUUGCUGGGACAAAGUUUGAAAUUGUUCGUUUAGUAAUAGAUGAAAUGGGAUUUAUGAAAACUCCAGAUGAGGAUGAAACAAGUAACCUUAUAUGGUAUGAUUCUGCUGUCCAGCAGGAGAAAAUUGCAGAGCUGCAAAAUUACCAGAGGAUCAACCAUUUUCCAGGAAUGGGGGAGAUCUGUAGGAAGGAUUUCUUAGCAAGAAAUAUGACCAAAAUGAUCAAGUCCCGGCCUCUGGAUUAUACCUUUAUUCCUCGAACAUGGAUCUUCCCUGCUGAAUAUACCCAAUUCCAGAACUAUGUGAAAGAACUGAAGAAAAAACGGAAGCAGAAAACUUUUAUAGUAAAACCAGCUAAUGGUGCAAUGGGUCAUGGGAUUUCUUUGAUAAGAAAUGGCGACAAACUUCCAUCUCAGGAUCAUUUGAUUGUUCAAGAAUAUAUUGAAAAGCCUUUCCUAAUGGAAGGUUACAAGUUUGAUUUACGAAUUUAUAUUCUGGUAACAUCAUGUGAUCCAUUAAAAAUAUUUCUCUACCAUGAUGGACUUGUACGAAUGGGAACAGAGAAGUACAUUCCACCUAAUGAGUCCAAUUUGACCCAGUUAUAUAUGCAUCUGACAAACUACUCGGUGAACAAGCAUAAUGAGCGUUUUGAACGGGAUGAAACUGAAAAUAAAGGCAGCAAACGUUCCAUCAAAUGGUUUACAGAAUUCCUACAAGCAAAUCAACAUGAUGUUGCUAAGUUUUGGAGUGAUAUUUCAGAACUGGUGGUAAAGACUCUGAUUGUAGCAGAACCUCAUGUCUUGCAUGCAUAUCGAAUGUGCAGACCUGGCCAACCUCCAGGAAGUGAAAGUGUAUGCUUUGAAGUCCUGGGAUUUGAUAUUUUGCUCGACAGAAAACUAAAGCCAUGGCUUCUGGAGAUUAAUCGGGCCCCGAGCUUUGGAACUGAUCAGAAAAUAGACUAUGAUGUAAAACGGGGAGUGUUGCUAAAUGCACUAAAGCUACUAAACAUCAGGACCAGUGACAAAAGGAGAAACUUGGCCAAGCAAAAAGCUGAAGCUCAAAGGAGGCUUUAUGGUCAAAAUUCAAUAAAAAGGCUCUUACCAGGUUCCUCAGACUGGGAACAGCAGAGACACCAGUUGGAGAGGCGGAAAGAAGAGUUGAAAGAGAGACUUGCUCAAGUACGAAAACAGAUCUCACGAGAAGAACAUGAAAAUCGACAUAUGGGGAAUUAUAGACGAAUUUAUCCUCCUGAAGAUAAAACACUACUUGAAAAGUAUGAAAACUUGUUGGCUGUUGCCUUUCAGACCUUCCUUUCAGGAAGAGCAGCUUCAUUCCAGCGAGAGCUGAAUAAUCCUUUGAAAAAGAUGAAAGAGGCAGAUAUUUUGGAUCUUCUGGAACAAUGUGAAAUUGAUGACGAAAAGUUGACGGGAAAAACUGCCAAACCUCGAGGACCAAAGCCUCUGUGUUCUAUGCCUGAGAGUAGUGAGAUAUUGAAAAGACAGAAGUACUACAGCAGCGACAGCAGUUACGACAGUGGCAGCAGCUCUUCGGAAUACGACGAAAAUGAAAAAGAAGAGUAUCAAAAUAAGAAAAGAGAAAAGGAAGUUACAUAUAAUCUUAAACAGCCCAACCACUACAAAUUAAUUCAACAACCCAGCUCCAUACGUCGCUCAGUCAGCUGCCCAAGGUCCAUCUCUGUUCAGUCACCUUCCAGUGCGGACAGCCGCCCUUUUUCUGCUCAACAAGUGAUAUCUGUACCACGGCCAGCUUCAGCGUCUCGGUCACAUUCCUUAAACCGUGCUUCCUCCUACACAAGGCAUCUGCCUCACACUAACGAAGUCAGCUCUAUCAACUCACAGGUGAGUGAUUCUUUGCGGAAACUGAAAACAAAAGAACAAGAAGACGAUCUAACAAGUCAGACCUUAUUUGUUCUCAAGGACAUGAAGAUCCGGUUUCCAGGAAAGUCAGAUGCAGAAUCAGAACUUCUGAUAGAAGAUAUCAUCGAUAACUGGAAGCAUCAUAAAACAAAAGUGGCUUCAUACUGGCUCAUAAAAUUGGACUCUGUAAAACAACGAAAAGUUUUGGACAUAGUAAAAACAAGUAUUCGUACAGUUCUUCCACGCAUCUGGAAGGUACAUGAUGUUGAGGAAUUAAAUUUGUAUCGGAUUUUCAACCGGGUUUUUAAUCGCCUACUCUGGAAUCAUGGUCAAGGACUGUGGAAUUGUUUCUGUGAUUCAGGAUCCUCUUGGGAGAGUAUAUUCAGUAAAAGCCCGGAGGUGGUGACUCCUUUGCAGCUCCAGUGUUGCCAGCGCCUGGUCGAGCUUUGUAAACAGUGCCUGCUAGUGGUUUACAAAUAUGCAACUGACACAAGAGGAUCACUUUCAGGCAUUGGUCCUGACUGGGGUAAUUCCAGGUAUUUGCUACCAGGGAGUACCCAAUUCUUCAUGAGAACACCAACCUACAACUUGAAAUACAAUUCACCUGGAAUGACUCGCUCCAAUGUUUUGUUUACAUCCCGAUAUGGCCAUUUGUGAAACAGAAGGGAAGAGCGCCAUGAGUUAUGCAUAAUUGCAAGUCAUUUUUUUUCCUCACGUUGAACAUGCAAAGAAAAUGACCAUGAAGUGCUGUUUUAUGUAUAUAAGACAUAUAUAUGUGUGUGAUAAUAUAUACACACAUGCACCCAAAUAACGUAUAUAUUUAUUAUAAUAUAUGAAAAAAAAUUAGCAGAAAACUUAAUAUAAGACUUAACCUUUCUGGAAAUGUAAUAAACCACGUUAAAAUUGUUUACACAAA
This is a messenger RNA of Propithecus coquereli (Coquerel's sifaka), 2923 nucleotides long. It is a transcript of the gene TTLL7, whose product is annotated as tubulin tyrosine ligase-like family member 7. The transcript has 20 exons. The coding region runs from base 1 to 2664 and encodes 887 amino acids. The record is from RefSeq and is a predicted model, not a curated record. Gene Ontology annotation, biological process: microtubule cytoskeleton organization; protein polyglutamylation. Gene Ontology annotation, molecular function: tubulin-glutamic acid ligase activity; tubulin binding. Gene Ontology annotation, cellular component: cilium. NCBI's taxonomy places the organism in Eukaryota, Metazoa, Chordata, Mammalia, Primates, Indriidae.